Molecule: messenger RNA, 5873 nt
Organism: Hevea brasiliensis (rubber tree)
Lineage: Eukaryota; Viridiplantae; Streptophyta; Magnoliopsida; Malpighiales; Euphorbiaceae
Product: pentatricopeptide repeat-containing protein At4g13650
Exons: 4
Coding region: 1124-4324 (1066 amino acids)
Biological process (GO): RNA modification
Molecular function (GO): RNA binding; zinc ion binding; protein binding
Source: RefSeq, a predicted model, not a curated record
ACUAUCGAAAAAAGACAAUUUACUAUCAAUUUAUUGAUUUUGUAAGGUUUUUCCCUCUUAAGUUGUACAGAAGACAUUUUCUCUCUAGUUUCGCUUGAUUCUCUUGAACAAGCCAAGAGCUACUCUGGUUUUCAUGCGCUUCCCCUAUUCUUCUGGGGAGAAAAGGUCGACAUUUUUUGUCUCAACCUUGUGGCCUGCGCUCUCUAUUAUUGGGUUUGAGAGUAAAUGGGUUUCUGUUUAUUGUUUUUCUACAGAUUUAGAGUUCAAAUGAGAGAGUUUUCCUUAGAUUUGUAGUGUUUAUGGCUUGAUGGAGCAGCAUCACUAAUGGAAGUUAGUGGCCUUUGUCUUCUUGGAGAGUCCAUGCAUGUUUGGAGAAGGAUAACUCGUAGUUCGAUGAGCUUAUCUUAAAUGCUAAUUGUAGGCCCCUCUCCUCUUAGGCUAAAAGAGACCCGAAAGGCCAUCAGUUUUGCCCUAUCGUCUCUUGCGGCGUCGUUGAUGGUGGUUUGUUAUUAUUGAGGUCCAACGUUUGGCUAGGUUGAUAUCAAAAGUGGAGACUUUCAGUGAGUAGUCGAUUGUCCUACGCGGCUAAGGAAGCUAUCGUGGUGUUGGCCUCCCAAAUUUACUCAAGCUCUGGCGAUUGCAACAAUAGGCAAUUUUGUAAGGGUUUUGGUGAUUUGGUUUGUGGGUUGAUUAGUUUAUGGGUUUGGUUUGUUCUUUUCUUGUAUUUGCUAGACUCGGUUUUUCUUAGUUCUGAUUGUUAGUGGACUUGAUGUAUCUUUGCCUAUCGGACCUUUAUGUUGUAAUAAAAAAAAUGGAAAAAUGCAAUAUUCGAAAAUAAUGUGAAUAUUAAAUAUUAUAUUUAAAAAAUGAAAAAUAGAAGAAAAAGGAAAAAGAAAAAAUAUUUUAUAAAUGAUAAAUUUCAACGUUAUCUUCCGUAAAGGGAAAAAAAUAAAAUCAACAAGCAUGCUUUUCAUGUCUAUGGCGAUGGUGGCGCCAAUGGCUUAAUUUCUCAAUCAACAAGCCCAAAGCACCAAAGCACCAAAGCUUUGUGAUCCAUAGCUCUCUGAAUUUUUUUUUUCCGCAUAUCAAUGCUAUUGCUAGGUAACUCAAAACCCACCAAGGCAUGAGCUUUAGCCACUUCAGCCCAAUGUCCCUUAGAGGGUCCUUCUCAAAAUCCUUUCCUUUUCACUUCCCGCGUAAGUUCAAGGCACCAUUCACUCUAAACCCCGCCCAGAUCCCCCUGAAGUGUUUCAGUAGGAAUUUAAGUGGACCCAGAUUAGCUUAUGAUGCAUUCGAUGAAGUUUCUGACCAGGGAAAUGAAGGGCAUUUUAGAGGAACUGAAUUCUUACAUUUGAUGGAUGAGCAUGGAGUUCGCGCGAAUGCUCAAACAUAUCUAUGGCUUUUGGACUUCUCUUUGAAUUCUGGGUCUUUAAUAGAAUGCAAAAAGCUUCAUGGGAAGAUUCUGAAGGCGGGUUUUGAUAGAGAAAGAGUUUUGUGCGAUAAGCUUAUUGAUUUUUAUCUUGCGGAAGGUGAUUUGGAUAGUGUAGUUCAGGUUUUUGAUGAUAUGCUUACUAGAGGUGUGAUUACUUGGAAUAAGGUAUUAUCUGGUCUUGUUGCAAAGAAAAUGAGUAGCAGGGUAUUGUCUCUCUUUUCGCAAAAGUUAGAGGAAAAUGUAAAUCCGAGUGAAGUUACAUUUGCCAGUGUUUUAAGGGCUUGUGGAGGUGGUAAUACUGCUUUUUGCUAUGUUGAGCAGAUUCAUGCUAGGAUGAUUUGUCACGGGUUCGUAAAUAAUCCUAUUGCGUGUAAUCCUUUGAUUGAUUUGUAUGCCAAAAAUGGGUUUAUAGAUUCCGCUAGAAAGGUUUUUGAUAAGUUGUGCGUCAAGGAUAGUGUUUCUUGGGUAGCUAUGAUCUCUGGUUUUUCACAGAAUGGAUAUGGAGAAGAAGCUAUUCGUCUAUUCUAUGAAAUGCAUAUAUCAGGAAUAUUCCCUACUCCCUAUGUAUUUUCUAGUGUUUUAAGUGCCUGCACCAAAGGAGAGUUGUUUGAUACUGGGGAGCAGCUUCAUGCCCUAGUUUUCAAGUUUGGAUUUUGUUUGGAGACAUAUGUGUGCAAUGCUCUCAUCACAUUGUAUUCCCGCAUAGGGAACUUCAUGUCUGCUGAACAAGUUUUCGGCAAAAUACAGAGUAAGGAUGAAGUUUCUUAUAACUCAUUAAUCUCAGGGCUUGCUCAGCAGGGAUGCAGUGAUAGGGCUUUGAAAUUGUUUAAGAAAAUGCAACUUGAUCACCUGAAACCAGACUGUGUUACAAUUGCAAGUCUCAUUAGUGCUUGUGCAUCUAUUGGAGCACUUUCUAAGGGAGAACAGCUACACUUAUAUGUGAUAAAAGCAGGAAUGUGUAUAGACAUUAUUAUUGAAGGUUCUCUGCUGGAUCUUUAUGUGAAAUGUUCCGAUAUAAAGACUGCCCAUAAAUUUUUUCUCACCACACAAACAGAAAAUGUGGUUUUAUGGAAUGUGAUGCUUGUGGCUUAUGGGCAGCUGAAUGAUUUAAGCGGGUCAGUUCAGGUAUUUAGACAAAUGCAGAUUGAAGGCUUUAUACCUAAUCAAUUUACCUACCCGAGUAUUUUGAGAACUUGCACAUCAUUUGGAGCUCUUGAUCUAGGGGAGCAAAUCCAUUCUCAAGUCAUGAAGGCUGGCUUUCAGUUUAAUGUGUAUGUCUGUAGUGUGCUUAUAGAUAUGUAUGCUAAGCAUGGAAAACUAGAUAUUGCCCGAGGGCUUCUUAGAAGACUUACUGAGGAAGAUGUUGUUUCGUGGACAGCUAUGAUUGCAGGGUACACACAACAUGAUUUAUUUGCUGAAGCUCUUAAACUGUUUGAAGAAAUGCUAAACCGAGGGAUCCAAUCAGACAACAUAGGCUUUUCAAGUGCAAUCAGUGCAUGUGCUGGUAUUCAAGCACUGAAUCAAGGACAACAAAUUCAUGCCCAAUCAUAUGUCUCUGGUUUUUCUCAAGAUCUUUCAAUUGGCAAUGCACUUGUUAGCCUUUAUGCUCGAUGUGGUAGAAUUCAAGAAGCAUACUUGGCAUUUGAAAAAAUUGAUGCCAAAGAUAGUAUAUCAUGGAAUGGAUUGAUAUCUGGAUUUGCACAAAGUGGAUACUGUGAGGAAGCACUGAAGAUCUUUGUUCGGAUGAAAAGAGCUAAUGUAGAAGCUAGUUUAUUCACAUUUGGCUCUGCAGUUAGUGCCGCUGCCAAUAUGGCCAAUAUAAAGCAAGGGAAGCAGAUCCAUUGCAUGAUUAUAAAAACAGGAUUUGAUUUGGAAAUUGAAGUUUCUAAUGCUUUAAUUACACUCUAUGCAAAGUGUGGUUGCAUUGAUGAUGCCAAAAGAGAGUUUUUUGAGAUGUCUGAGAAAAAUGAAGUUUCUUGGAAUGCUAUGAUUACGGGCUAUUCUCAACAUGGAUGUGGUAAUGAAGCAGUAAAUCUUUUUGAAGAAAUGAAACAGGUAGGUGCACUACCAAACCAUGUCACUUUUGUUGGAGUUCUAUCAGCUUGUAGCCAUGUGGGGUUGGUCAAUCAGGGUCUUGCAUACUUUGAAUCCAUGAGCAAAGAGCAUGGCUUAGUGCCUAAGCCUGAACAUUAUGCAUGUGUUGUGGAUCUUCUUAGUCGUGCUGGUCGUUUGAGCCAAGCAAAAAAAUUUAUUGAGGAGAUGCCAAUUGAACCAGAUGCAAUGGUUUGGAGAACCCUUUUAAGUGCUUGUAUAGUUCAUAAGAACACAGCAAUCGGAGAGUUUGCUGCUCUUCAUCUAAUGGAAUUGGAACCUGAAGAUUCAGCAACUUAUGUUCUUCUGUCAAAUAUGUAUGCAGUGGCUGGGAAUUGGGAUUGUAGGGACCAGACCAGGCAGAUGAUGAAAGACAAAGGUGUGAAGAAAGAGCCUGGUCGUAGUUGGAUUGAGGUUAAGAACUCAGUUCAUGCAUUUUUUGUUGGUGAUAAGCUCCAUCCCCUAGCAGAUAAAAUAUAUGAAUUCUUAGCUGACCUGAAUAAAAGGGCAGCUGAAAUUGGUUACAAGCAAGAUAGAUAUAGCCUGUUAAAUGAUGUAGAGCAGGAGCAGAAGGAUCCAGCUGUAUAUAUUCAUAGUGAGAAACUGGCUAUUGCAUUUGGACUUCUUAGUUUGUCAGAUCCAAUUCCCAUACGUGUAAUGAAGAAUCUUCGUGUCUGUAUUGAUUGCCACACAUGGAUUAAGUUUGUAUCAACGAUUUCAAAUCGGACAAUUGUGGUACGAGACGCAUACCGCUUUCAUCAUUUUGAAGGUGGAGUUUGUUCAUGUAGAGAUUAUUGGUAAGCAAAAUUGCAGGAAGAUUGUUGGAAACAAGGAUUUCAAGGGAUCUGAGAGCAUGUUAUGUUCUUGGAAGAAUCUGCAUCAGCUCGUAAAAUCACCUGCCACUUAUUAGUCACUACCAAGUCCCCUCCAAGCUGUCUGCCUUUUCAUUUGUUAAUACAAAUAUGGUGUUUCUUCCCAUAGAGAUCACAGGGAGUAUUCGACCAGACAAAAAAGAUGGCCAAGGGAAAACUGUGAAGGAAGUGUUCCAUUAGGAUGACCUGGAAUAAUCAUUGCCAUAGAUCCUCCAGGAGCAAUCUCUUCUGCUCUAGCAGCUGAGCAGAAUUGGCUUCGCCAACUUCAGUCGGUGCAUUUACAUGAUGAAUUCUGGCCCUAUUACACACAUAAGAAUGCAAGUCACUUAGCUCUUGCGGUGCCCUGAAAAGCCAUUGCAAUGCAGAAGCUGAAUAGACGAAGUUUGGGGAUGAUUUUGGACAAAAUAUGCCAUGGAAAAAGCCUGGAACUCCAGCACCAAAUUAUCCUUAGUUUGAAGGAAAAUUUGCAAAUAGGGUAUUGAAAUCAUUGGAAGUAUGAUUUUGAUUUGAUUUGAUUUACUUAUUUUGUUUAGACCAAUGUUUCCGGUCUAAAACAAGGUUCGGCAGCCAAUUUGUCUCUAACUUGGAUUAUCUCAUUCUGGAAAUUGGUUCUCGUGAGAUUUAACAAUGUCUUGAAGUACUUGGUGAACUUCUUGAUGUUGAUUCCAUAAAUGCGUGGCUGGGGUUCACUCUCCUUAUUUCUUGGGCUUUGACAAUGUAAGCUUAGCAAUCAUUCCUCUCUUUUAUCUAUCAUCUCCUAAUAUGAUUUACUGGGAGAAGAUGAAAUAAUCUCCAUUCCUUGAUAUUUAGUGGUUCCAGAAGAGCAACUCUGGUCUCUGGAGCAUGCAAGAUGUGAAGGUUGUAGAGCCCUGGGACCUUGUUAGGGGAAAAAAAAGAUUAAAAGAAAAUAAAAUUUUCCUCUCUAGUUUUGUUUGUUACUUGCUAUUCUCGCUGUGUUUGACAUGUCUAAUAAUUCUACCUUUUUCUCUUUCUAAUAACAACUCUAGAGCAUGCAAAAUGAGUCAUUAAUGCCCUUGGUUAUUGAGGAUUUUCUAUUUUCUAUCUGGUGGGUGUCCAGAGAAGGUGAUUGCAGGCCCAAAGCAACUGGGGGUUUAUUUCAGGAGACAAAAAGUAGGGAAAACAGAUGAUUCAGGAAGCUUGCAUAUGAAGGUUAUUGAAGGGGAGUUAUUUCUGUUAGAGGGAAUUAAGGAGGGAGUGACACCUGAAGAUGCUAACAGAAAAAGGGACGCUCAAAUUCCAGAAUAAAAUGGGGCAGCAGCGGAGAGGAAGGUGUACAGAAUGAACAAAGAAAGAAAAAGGGCUGUGAGCUGGAGCAAGAAUCUCUUGCAGGGCAGUGUCUCCUGGUUUAUUUUUAUUUUUUCUUGUAAUUUCAUUUUCUGUAUUGAGAAAACAGUGACAAUCAAUUGUUGAGGGAAAUCUUUGGCCUUUUAAAUGAAAUUGCAGUAAUUCAAUCAAAA